UGAAAUUGAAAAGGCGCCAAAAUUACUCUACAUUAACAAAGAAGUGGUGGAUGGAUUUUACAUGGUAGUUAUAGAUUACGUUGAGGCCGAGCAACUUUACGAGUGCGACUCACUUAGUCAUGAUGAAUAUAAAGUGGUUUUUAAGGACAUCAAAGAAGCUAUCAACAAACUGUAUGAGAAAAAUAUUGUUUUUGCUAACCUUUAUUUUGAUUGGGCUGGUAAAGGAGAAGUCGCGCGCUAUCCAUCUUUCAUGAAUCAUAAACAUAUUAAUUGGCCACCAGAGGCUGAAGAUAGGAAGAAGCUGAGUUGUAAACAUGAUGUUUAUUGGUUGGAGUUGUUGAAAUCUAAAUACUUGGGUGAGAGU
Messenger RNA from Racocetra persica, 364 nucleotides. NCBI's taxonomy places the organism in Eukaryota, Fungi, Glomeromycota, Glomeromycetes, Diversisporales, Gigasporaceae. The record is from the annotation of a GenBank genome assembly.